Limanda limanda (common dab) is the source of this 2304-nucleotide messenger RNA. It is a transcript of the gene cdc7, whose product is annotated as cell division cycle 7 homolog (S. cerevisiae). Gene Ontology annotation, biological process: mitotic DNA damage checkpoint signaling; protein phosphorylation. The transcript is spliced from 12 exons. Bases 163 to 1863 code for a protein of 566 amino acids. NCBI's taxonomy places the organism in Eukaryota, Metazoa, Chordata, Actinopteri, Pleuronectiformes, Pleuronectidae. Gene Ontology annotation, cellular component: nucleus. Gene Ontology annotation, molecular function: ATP binding; protein serine/threonine kinase activity. The record is from RefSeq and is a predicted model, not a curated record.
UGUUGGCGGAAAAGCUUCAGUGUUGAACUCUGCUUGUUGAAGUUGUUGAAGUGGUUUUACGGAGUCAGAUCCACUUGUCGUGUUGCAGGCUGGAUCAUUAUCUUUGGACCACAUUGCGCUUCUAUAACAUGCUCCUCUGAGAAACUACGAGCAGCUAAAGCGAUGGAGCUGUCUCCUGUGUGCACUGGAGGCAUCAGCACAGACGGAUGUACCAUCAAGUCUGACAGAGCUCAGAGGAAAAGCAAAGUCCCAAGAGAUGUGGAGGUGGACAUUGAGUUCCUCUAUAAAGCCGUUCCUCAGCUGGCCAAGGUUUUCCGUAUUGUAGACAAAAUUGGAGAAGGUACCUUCAGCUCUGUGUACCUGGGUGAGGCUCAGAUGCGUGACGGAAGGAAAGAGAGGUUUGCUCUGAAGCACCUCAUUCCAACCAGCCAUCCUACACGCAUUGCUGCUGAGCUUCAGUGUCUCACGGUUGCUGGAGGCAAAGAUAACGUGAUGGGGGCGUCUUACUGCUUCAGGAAGGAGGACCAUGUAGUGAUUGUCAUGCCGUACAUGGAGCAUCAAGCUAUUGUGGACAUCAUCAGCUCACUGACCUUCGAAGAGGUUCGUCUGUACAUCUAUCACCUGUUGAAAUCCCUGAAACACGUCCACCAGUUUGGAAUCAUUCACCGAGACAUCAAACCAAAUAACUUCCUCUACAACAGGAACAGCAAAAUGUAUGCUCUGGUGGACUUUGGCCUGGCUCAGGGAACAGCGGACACACAGAUUGAGCUGUUGAAGGUGGUGAGGCAGAGGCCAACACAGAAAGGUGGAGGGUCCACGGGGAAACAAGACACCACACAGCGGAGCAAAGCACAACUCAGACUCCAUCCCAAAAGCACAGCAAACACCGCAGCCUCAACCUCACUACCGGUGCCGCAAAGGCAAUCCACGGCCCUGCCACCUUCCUCCUCCUCCUCUUCUUCAACUACCACUGCCACACCUUCUUCAGCCUCUCGGAGAGCACUAGUUAAAAAAGCACGUUCUGUCACCACCACCGUCACCACCUCCACAUCUCGCACAAAGCACACAAAGGAUUUGCCAAGACUGAGCAGAAUGCAACGGCCGGUUUUCGGGGAGAAGAACCUCAACAGCUGCCUUCCAGCCUCCUCCACCACCAAACAGGCUGCCAUUAUGACAGAGCUGGUAAAACCCAUCAAAACAGAGGACCCUGCCAGCAGGAAGUACUCCCCUGCCACCCGUGGGCCCGUGGCGGUCAGGAGCCAGACCCAGAAGCCUCAGAGGACUGUACAGCUGGGCCUCACCUGCAGCUGCUACCUGACCGACCGCGUCUGCAACAUCUGCCUGUCCAGGAAGCAGCAGGUGGCAGCCAGGGCUGGAACUCCAGGCUUCAGGGCACCAGAAGUCCUCACAAAGUGUCCAAACCAAGGGACAGCCAUAGACGUGUGGUCAGCUGGUGUGAUUCUGCUCUCGCUGCUCAGCGGUCGUUACCCGUUCUUCAAAGCCAGCGAUGACCUGAUUGCUCUCACUCAGAUUAUGACCAUCCGAGGCUCCAGGGAGACCAUCCAGGCUGCCAAGUCGUUUGGCAAGGCGGUGGUGUGCAGUAAGGAGCUACCAAGGCAGGAUCUCAGAACCCUGUGUGAGACGCUGAGAGGACGGAGAACAUCACCUGGGGAUGAAGUCACACCCCUCCAAGGAGCAAGCAUGGAGCGCUGUGAGCGAGGCUGGGACAGAGUCCCUGACGAGGCCUACAACCUGCUGGACCGGCUGAUGGAUCUGAACCCCACCACCAGGAUCACAGCUGCACAGGCACUGCAGCACCCGCUGUUCAAAGACUUGAACCUGAAACAGGACUUCAGCAUAUGAGUCAGAUGUAGAAGAGAGUGAAACCAACUGGAAAAAAAGUUAAAAUCCUUGUGUGGAGAUAUUAUCUUAACUAAAUGAGACGUGUUUAAUCUGUUUAUGUCUCCACACAGAUUAAAUAUUAAUGCUGGUUUGACGUCGGGGUUCACAUGCUUUUAUUUAAGAGUUAGCAUGAGUUAUAUUCAUGGCAGCUACUGUGUAGACGAGAGACUUGAGAAGAUUCAGUAUUGACUGGAGGAAAUACACAAGCUGUUGUAUGAAUGGACGAACAAUUUUAAAUUUAGGGAACGGAUAUGUAAUAUUCUUUGUCUCUCGUCUUGUAAAGGGAAUCGUCAGUUUGUUGUUUACUCUUGUUACUGCCUAAGACCACUGUAUAAGCUGAGUGGUCCUUAGGUAUGAAUGGGUCUUAAUUUGAAGGUGUUCAGUGUCCAUCAGAAUUUUAUA